This is a messenger RNA of Encephalitozoon cuniculi GB-M1, 1053 nucleotides long. RefSeq lists its product as uncharacterized. The record is from RefSeq and is marked provisional. The transcript has a single exon. Gene Ontology annotation, biological process: signal transduction. NCBI's taxonomy places the organism in Eukaryota, Fungi, Microsporidia, Unikaryonidae. Gene Ontology annotation, molecular function: 3',5'-cyclic-nucleotide phosphodiesterase activity. Bases 1 to 1053 code for a protein of 350 amino acids.
AUGAUUGAUCAAGGCAAGGAGGUGUCUAAGGAUAUACGCGAUGCAAUAGUGAAAACCAUUCAGAACAAGAAGAACUUCUGCUCCAGGCCUACAGGUGAUCUCCGGCUGAGCCUAUCUUCUUACAGGCUCUUUCACCUGGAAAAUAUAUCGCUAGCUGACGGGGUGGCAACUGCCAUGGAGACCCUUGUAAAAGACCCCAGGUUCCAUCUUCUUGGAAUAAGGCCAGAGACAUUGAGCUCGUUCUUUUCGUUUUCGUUCUUCCAUAUGUUGCCCCAGAGGUACCACAAUCUUGACCACCUGGUGAACACUCUGUGCUUUGGGGACUUUAUUCUCCAAAGGCUGGGAGAGGGGGGCUACACCCUCCCGAUACUGGACAAGAUGUGUUUGAUGAUAGCACUGGGACUGCACGACAUCGGACAUCCUGGGGAAAGAAACAGGGGGAAGAUUGGGGCGCUGUCAAGCUCAUAUGGAGGCCCCAAGGCCAUAUCUUUUGAACUGAUCCACGCGUCCAUAUGCCGAAAGAUGGUUUCUGCAUAUAGGCACACCCUGUUUGCAGGUCUGGAUGAUGCAGAGACAGAAAGGAGGCAGGGCUUCAUCGAGAAGAUGAUUUUUGCAACAGACCUGAAGCUGAAUGCGGAAAUAAUCGGCGCAUUUGAUGCCAAGUACUUUGAGAAGGAGACCCAGGGCUCAAUGGAAAGAAGGGUAAGAAAUGGUGUUGGGGGAGAGAUAUCGGAAAUCGAGCUCAUGAUGAUCAUGAAGAUAGCCGACCUGAGCUCGUGUUACAAGGACUAUAGGAUCUUCAACAAGAACUCGAUCGCAUUCUGGGCGGAGGUGUAUGAUGACGACGAUUACAAUAGAACACUCGAGAACAUAUCUGAGGACAUUGAUCUUUUGGAAGGCAUAUCAAUUCCUUUGGCAGACUCAUUUUCCUUGGUAUUUGGGGAUCUCAGAUUUCUGUAUGACCAGGCUCUUGCCAAUCUCAGGGAGCACAGAAAGUACUAUAGGAGGCUUAAGGCCCAGGGGAGUCCUAAGCACCCCUUGGCGGGGGAGUAG